UCCUGCUGUCCCAGCGCAUUGAAGAGGAGGACAUGAAUGGGAAGACGCUGAAGAUCACAGACUUCGGGCUGGCGCGAGAGUGGCACCGCACCACCAAGAUGAGCGCAGCUGGCACCUACGCCUGGAUGGCACCCGAGGUCAUCAAGGCCUCCACCUUCUCCAAGGGCAGCGAUGUCUGGAGCUAUGGUGUGCUGCUGUGGGAGCUGCUGACUGGGGAGGUCCCGUACCGCGGCAUCGACGGGCUGGCUGUGGCCUACGGCGUCGCCGUCAACAAGCUGACGCUGCCUAUCCCCUCCACCUGCCCCCAGCCCUUCGCCCAGCUCAUGGCAGAGUGCUGGGACCAGGACCCCCAUGGGCGACCCAGCUUCGACUCCAUCCUGGCCCAGCUGACGGCACUGGAGGCCCAGGUGCUGGAGGAGAUGCCCCAGGACUCCUUCCACUCCAUGCAAGAUGACUGGAAGCUGGAGAUCCAGGGCAUGUUCGAUGAGCUCCGAGCCAAGGAAAAG
Molecule: messenger RNA, 506 nt
Organism: Terrapene triunguis (Three-toed box turtle)
Lineage: Eukaryota; Metazoa; Chordata; Testudines; Emydidae
Product: mitogen-activated protein kinase kinase kinase 11-like
Exons: 3
Biological process (GO): positive regulation of apoptotic process; microtubule-based process; protein phosphorylation
Cellular component (GO): centrosome
Molecular function (GO): ATP binding; JUN kinase kinase kinase activity
Source: RefSeq, a predicted model, not a curated record